AUGGCUAGCGCGCCCUCUGCACUAGCAGCGUUCGACGCUCAUGGAACCCUCGGUGCUCUGUCUGUGGGAGUACUCAUUUCCUCCUUCCUCUUUGGGAUUGUCACCGUCCAGGCGUAUGUUUACUAUACUCGCUUCCCUGAGGAUCAGAUGAAGUUGAAGAUUUUGGUCGCUGUUGUCUGGCUUUUCGAACUCGCACAUUGCAUCUCCAUCUGCCAUUCUCUUUACUCCUUGACCAUCAGCCACUAUGGGGAUCCAAGAGCGCUCGUGAGACCACCAUCGACGCUAUUCCUGGCCAUUAUUUUCAGCGGUGUUAUAGGACCUCUCGUCCAAGCGUUCUUCGCUGAGCGCGUGCGAGUCGUCAGCGGUCAGCUCAUUAUCCCAAUCAUAUGCUGGACUCUUUCCGCUGUCCGACUCGCCAUGAGCUUGGUUGCUGCUUCGGAGGCCUUCCAAAUGACUACUCUCGCUCAGUACCAAAAGGAAUGGAAGUGGCUGCUCACGACGGUGCUGGCCAUCGGUGCUGCCGUCGAUAUCAUCGUCGCUGCUGCGCUUUGCUACCACCUCAGGAUCCAGAGGUCCAAUUCGCACGAGAAGACUGCGAUGAUGAUUGAUAAGAUCAUUGCGUGGACAAUCCAGACUGGUUUAAUGACUAGUUUAACUGGCUUGGUCAUGCUAAUCUGCUUCUUGGCGAUGCCGGGUAACUUUGUCUGGCUGGCGUUCUUCAUGUUCUUGGCCCGCAUGUUCUCCAACUCCUUACUUGCCUCGCUCAAUGCACGAAGCAUUCUUCGGUCCAGCAAAUUUGUCGAGUUGCAGCAGUCUCAGGGUAGCACUUUCAAUGCCAGCAAUACGAGAUACCCUCAAUCACAAGUGUCAGUGCGCAUGACCAAAUUGACGGAAGUGACAACCGACACCAAGGCAGAUCCUAACUACAACGACAUGGCUUGA
This is a messenger RNA of Cyclocybe aegerita, 942 nucleotides long. Lineage: Eukaryota; Fungi; Basidiomycota; Agaricomycetes; Agaricales; Hemipholiotaceae. The record is from the annotation of a GenBank genome assembly.